Molecule: messenger RNA, 3038 nt
Organism: Bombus pyrosoma
Lineage: Eukaryota; Metazoa; Arthropoda; Insecta; Hymenoptera; Apidae
Exons: 4
Coding region: 490-2796 (768 amino acids)
Source: RefSeq, a predicted model, not a curated record
AUAUCUUUGUCUGUCUCGAAGGAACGCGAACUUUAUUGAUCUUUUAUGUUGAUUUUUUACGACUAGACGUAAUUCAAUUUUCAGACGGUUUUCCCUAACUAGCGUCCAGAGCUAUCUAUAUGAUCGUGCUUCAUACGUAUCUCAAAAUUUAUAAAUUAUUUUAACUCCUACUUGAAAAUAUCCUAAAACUAUCAAAUACUUCUUAUUUUUAAACAUGAUACACGUUGUGGGAUUACUUAAUAUUUCGUUUUUUAUGAUGAACAAUGAAAAAGUAUAUAAAUUAUAACAAUCACAGGUUUUAAACAUUAUUCAACCUUUAAAAUAUCUCCCACUGUCAUAGAAGAGAGACAAAAAUUUUGGAAUGAAUUAUUUCUUAAAUAUUCAGAAAGAGAAUCUGAUGAAACUGAGUUGGAUAUCUUUACAUUAAAACCAUGUCGAAAAGAAUUCUAUGAGGAGGAGAAAACAAAAGUAGAAACGAUAAAGCAGCCUAUGUGUAAACCAUUAAGUGUGGUACAAUAUUGGGUAAAUACAGGUUAUCUACCUUAUAAAGAACUUUAUGUACAUAAAGACAAACAAUCGAAUAUUGAAUUAUCUUUGACAAGCGAAGAAUAUAUAAGUUCAUCGGAUCAUAAGUCUUCUAGUAGUUCUGUUGAUACCGCUGCUUAUAUUUUAUCAAAUAUGAACACAACUAAUAAAGUAGAAACAAUGGCUAUUGUAGAGGGAGCAAAAUAUAAUUCAAUAGGAAAUUUUCAAAUGACACAAGAUAUCGAUGUAAUACAAAAUAAAACAUGUGAAGAGAAUAACGGAGACACUAAUGAAAAUAUAUUGGAGGCUAAUGAUAGUGAUGAACAGCAAUAUUCUCCUAAGAUUUGUGAAAUGUCAAAUCAUAUGUUAUCACAAAAGGAUACAGAUGAGGAGGAAUAUACGACACAAGCACAAAGAAAUACAUAUGCAGAUGUUGCUACAGAUAUGUUGUCAGGGACAACUAAUAGACAUGAGGAGCUAAUACGUACAUUUCAUGAUAGUAUUAAUAGAAAUUCUUACAUUAAACAAAAUUUAUCAAAUACGAAAUCACCAUAUGUCAAUCAAACUUGCUGGACAGAAGAAAGCUUUAAGUUCGAGGAUAGUCCCACAAAAAUAGGACAUCGGAAGAAAUUAUAUACUGGUAGAGAUUCACCUGUUGAUCUUAUUAGCAUGAAAAGUCAUAACAGACAUACAAUAUCUAAUUCAAAACAAAAUUUACAUCCUGCAUUAGAUCUUGAAUGUAAGUUAUCAAAAAAAUUAAAAAUUCGUAAGAAAAGAAGAAUAAGUUGCUUUUCCACAUAUAAUAAACUAAUGAAUAAUAGCCAAUUUAGUAUUUCUAAUCAUAAGAAACGUAAACGGAAGAAAAGUAUACCAAAAUUGAAGACUAUAAAUGACUACAUUACAAAGAAUUCAGUAAUAGACCAACAUUUAAAAAAAAGUGGCACUGAUAAAUAUGUAAAUAGAUCUCUAUCAGCUAAUGUAUCUAUAAAUAAACAAACCGAAUUUAAAUUAGAAGAAUUACAAAGUUUAAAUCCAGUAGUUUGUUUAACACGAUUAUCAAAAGAUGAUAUUGCAAAAUAUAAAAGAUCAAAGAAGAUAAUAAAAAGUAUUAACAAUCUAAGUACAAUUGAAUUAUCAGGACUUAGUAAUCAACGACGUAGACGAUUAAAUAAAAUGACAAAUAUGAAACACUUAGUUGUUCGUUUAUCACGUUUGUCAAAACGCGAUAUUGAAAAAUAUAAGAGGCUAAGUAAUGUGGCAUUAAACCUAAAUUCAAAGGUUCGUUUAAAACAAUCAUCAGAGGUCGAAAUUCAAAAGUAUACAAAAUCUACUAACACUAUGAACAAUUUUAGAAAUUUAAAUCCAGUGGUUUUAUUAAAAAGACUGUCAAACUUUGAUAUUCAAAAAUAUAAAAGUGCCAAUAAUAAAAGUACAUUAGGUACACAACUUGAUAAAUUAAUGUAUAUGACUUCUAUGUUACAUGCUGUUGCAGUAACUGAAGACACAGUUAGUGACCAAACUACUGUUUUGCUUUGUAAGUGUGAUAAUACGUCACUCGACGACUGCAUUACAGAUAAUGUAUCUAUAUUUUCAAAAAAUAGUUCUCAACCCCAUUCUAUUCCUAUAAAAACUCGUAUUAAUCAAAUGUUACAAAUAAAAGAAAAAUUUCAUGAAAAAGGAGAAGAAUUAAAUAGCGAAAUAUGUAAUAAAAAAAUAGGUAUGACAAAAACGCGUGCUAAAAAUAAAAUAGAAGGAGUAAAUGAUAAAAGUCAAUUAAAUCUUAGUACCAAUAAAAGCAAUCCUAAGAAUAAGCGUGAUUUAAGAAAGAGACAAUUUACAAAGCUACAUAGUAUAAAUAAUUCUUUUGAGACUAAUUCGGAAACUUCAAGUAUAAAAAAAGAUGAUAUAGCACCAUCUUUGAAAAAAUCAGAUGUAGUUUUUGAAAGAAGUAAUGGAUGUAUGAAUAAAAAUAGAAAGAAAUCACAUAUCUCGUUUUCCUCUGAUGAAGAUAAUGAAUUUAUGAAACUUGUACAUUGUUCAGAAGAUACGCAAAAAUUAAAACUAAGACAAUAUUAUAAAGUAUUGAAUGAAAAGUUCAAUAGUACAGUAGAUAAAUUAGAAGAAACAAGGAAUAGUAUAAUAAAAUUUACAGUUUCAAGUAUGAAUUCAACUAGUUUAUCAAGUAAGUUACUUUCAGACUCUAUAAUUAAUGAUGGUAGGUUUAAAAAAAAAGAAAAUUUAAGCCCAAUGAAAAAUGAGGAGUGUUCGUAACAAUGUAAUUUAUUGGUGGAAGAAGAUUGUAAUCGAAAGUUACGUAAAACAGGAACUGAAAUUGAAAAUUUAAAUUAUUAUCCAAGACGAGUGUUACAGGGAACAAAAGCAAAUCUUUAUGUCUUAAAACAAAAAUUUUUGACCUUGAACCAUUGACCUAAUAAUUUAUUUUGAGAUGACAAAGAAUAACCUAAUAGAAAGUAAUUUAUAGUUAUUAUAUUCUUUAAAAAAAAAAAAAAGAU